Cantharellus anzutake is the source of this 740-nucleotide messenger RNA. RefSeq lists its product as uncharacterized. Bases 194 to 667 code for a protein of 157 amino acids. Lineage: Eukaryota; Fungi; Basidiomycota; Agaricomycetes; Cantharellales; Hydnaceae. The transcript has a single exon. The record is from RefSeq and is a predicted model, not a curated record.
GAGAUUUGAUCGGUCAACGAGGUCCAGUUAUGACCUUAGCUGUAUUGUAGCGGAGUUGUCCGAAUUUAUUGUUAUAUUGUUAUAUAGAGUUGGCCGAUCUAUUUGUCUAUUAGGGUUAGUUCCUUUCCACUAAGCUAUUCGGUUUGCUGUCCUCCACGAAACUAUAUACCGUCUUACCACUUUUAGUGAGACUAUGCUGAGUUGGAUAGCUCACCAAGCGCAAAGCGCAAGCCACCAAGUUACCACGGCCUUCCACGACAUCCACGACAUUGACCUGAGAAUCCGUGCCCUUACCACCAUCCUGUCAAUUCUUGAUCCUCAAGCUAGCUCUGCUACCAAAGGCCCCUCGUCAAUCGAGUUCAAAGUUGCGAUGCAUAUUGCCACGCUCCUCACCCGUGGUGCGGAUGAGAGGAGAGGCAUAGUGGGGCCGAACAUUGGACCGAUUGCAGUCGCCGCGCGAACGACGGUGGAUUCCGUAAAUAUCCUUGCGACGAUUGAUAGAGACGAUAACGAAUAUUCAGAUACCCCUAAGAGUGGGCUCUCAAACGAUUUUGUUGUCACCCAGAAUCCUACAUCAGAUGACCGUGUUGCAUUUGGUGUCACUGUGACUGAGAUUGAAUCUAAAGAUCUGGACGACGUGCAACACGACGAACUCUUGAACAGGUGAUCGACUCCCCAUUCUAUGCGUCGCCCUGAUUCAUGAUUACCAUUGCAUUUAGCGACCGCCCCCCAGAGGAUAU